UUUGUUGCUAUGAACUGUUCAAAAUUACAUGCCCAAAUUUGAUUUCCGCUAUAAUCCAUUGAAUUCUAAUUGAAUGUAUCAAGUUUGUUUUACUGAAGGCAUGGAACAAAGUAGUUCCUCAUCAUCUAAUCAUCAACACCAUUGGAUUGAGGUUCAAGAUGAACUCAAAAAGAAAUUAAUAAAAGAAGAUGGUUUUUCAUGGGAAAUUCCAUCAUCUUCAUCUUCAGUGGAAUUGGAAAUGGGUGAUGGAGGAGAGAGAAAAGAGGAGUUGAAGUAUGUUGGAGGGGUUGACAUUAGCUUCCUGAAGGAAGAUCCUUCUGUUGCUUGUGGGACCCUUGUGGUUUUGGAACUUGACUCGUUGAAUGUUGUCUAUGACGAUUUCUCUGUUGCCAAACUUCACAUCCCCUAUGUUCCGGGUUUCCUUGCUUUUAGAGAGGCUCCUAUUCUUCUGAAGCUUUUGGACAAAAUGAAGAAAAAUGCUCACUCAUUCUAUCCUCAGCUACUGAUGGUUGAUGGCAAUGGAAUUCUUCAUCCCCGAGGUUUUGGAUUGGCUUGUCACCUUGGAGUUAUGGCUGAUCUUCCUACAAUCGGAAUAGGAAAAAAUUUACAUCACGUUGAGGGUUUAAAUCAUUCAGAGGUCAGAGACCUUUUUAAGACCGGUGAUUAUAAUGAAACAGUUUAUUUGAAUGGAAACUCUGGACAGACGUUGGGUGUGGCUAUGAGAUCCACUUUGGGUGCUUUGAAGCCUAUAUAUAUUUCAAUCGGUCAUCGAAUUUCACUUACUACGGCAAUGAAGGUUGUAAAAUUGACUUGCAAGUACCGUGUGCCGGAGCCAAUCAGGCAGGCUGAUUUAAGGUCAAGAGAGUACCUGCGCAAGCAAACCUCAUUGACAAAGACCCCAUGUGAUCACCCUAGUGAGGGCUAACGAUGGAAACCAUUGAAGAAAGACCCUGAUGUCUCGAAGGCAUGUCAGAAAAAUGGACCAAGCUCAAGCAGGUAUGAUCGAGCAGUCCAAACAAAUCGAUCGACUUGAGAGUGUGGUUGACGAGUUAAUGAAAGAAAGAGAAAUGCUUUGUAAGUAGUUGAAUUGUGCACAAGAGCAAGGUGAGGAAGCACUUGAGAAGUGUGCUGUCCUAAUGUGGAUGUUGGUGGUUUUGGUGCGGUGAAGAUCAAACCUACCAAACUGGCGACUAUAGUGGCGCUAAAGACGCAAAAGAGGAGAUAACUUCCUCUUUGACGUGGAGCAGUACAUCUGAGUGUAUCGAUUGAGUGACGAUCUAAAAGUGGAUAUUGCAAUCAUCUACCUAUCAGAUGAUGCCUAGUUCCGGUGGCUCACUAAGCAUGCCGACAUCAAAGCAGGAAAGAUAAAGAUUAACACAUGGGCACUGGGCAGUGUUAAAGAGGGAACUCGAAGAACGUUUCUGCCCCGUGAACGCAUAUUUUGCUUUCUAACAAGGUGAAUUGGAUGUACUUAAAGAUCAGUUCCACAAAGUCUCUAACAAGGUGAGUUUUAUAUGUAAUGUCCAAAGGAAAAUUAACGUGAUUACGUGAAUAAUCAAAACUUGUACUCCAUAUAAUUUUGCUUAAAACUUGUGUCAUUUUGUUUAAAAUUUGUGUAAUUUUAAUUUGUCAUU
Molecule: messenger RNA, 1634 nt
Organism: Chenopodium quinoa (quinoa)
Lineage: Eukaryota; Viridiplantae; Streptophyta; Magnoliopsida; Caryophyllales; Amaranthaceae
Product: endonuclease V-like
Exons: 8
Coding region: 74-925 (283 amino acids)
Biological process (GO): DNA repair
Cellular component (GO): cytoplasm; nucleolus
Molecular function (GO): single-stranded RNA binding; RNA endonuclease activity producing 5'-phosphomonoesters, hydrolytic mechanism
Source: RefSeq, a predicted model, not a curated record